Molecule: messenger RNA, 492 nt
Organism: Nicotiana tabacum (common tobacco)
Lineage: Eukaryota; Viridiplantae; Streptophyta; Magnoliopsida; Solanales; Solanaceae
Source: RefSeq, a predicted model, not a curated record
AUGGCUAUAUUUGGUUUCUUUAGCACAACUCUGGUCGACGGUACUGUGUACAGUGUUGGUGAUUCCGCCGGUUGGACAGGCAGCAAUAUUGACUAUCAUAUGUGGGCUUCUACUAAGACUUUCCAGGUUGGUGACACUCUUGGUCACGGGUUCGAGUCGUGGAAUCAGUCAGCCACAGAGGUGCUUGCAUUAGGCAUUUUCACUAACUGUUGCCUCAAUGGUGCUGAAGUUUUUCAGUACAACCAACAACUCCACAACGUGGUACGAGUGAGCCUCUCCGAUUUCCAUUCGUGCAAUGCUGGAAAUCCAAUCGCCACUUACUCCUCCGGCAACUAUUCCAUCACCAUUGUCGGUCCCGGCCACUACUACUAUAUUUGCGGGUUUCGAGGCCACUGUCAAGCCGGACAGAAGCUCGAUAUUCGGGUACCCAAAGCCUACCAAUUAACUGAUAUCCGUAGCAGAAAACUAACUAAACCUCCAGUUGCAGCCUAA